Messenger RNA from Akanthomyces muscarius, 2688 nucleotides. RefSeq lists its product as uncharacterized. Lineage: Eukaryota; Fungi; Ascomycota; Sordariomycetes; Hypocreales; Cordycipitaceae. Gene Ontology annotation, biological process: positive regulation of transcription by RNA polymerase II; DNA-templated transcription. The transcript is spliced from 6 exons. Bases 1 to 2688 code for a protein of 895 amino acids. Gene Ontology annotation, cellular component: nucleus. The record is from RefSeq and is a predicted model, not a curated record. Gene Ontology annotation, molecular function: zinc ion binding; sequence-specific DNA binding; DNA-binding transcription factor activity, RNA polymerase II-specific.
AUGUCUGACGACGAGGCCGCCACGCUGUCCGUCACGGACUGGACCAUCCACGACGCCCCUUCACCUACCGACAGCAUCAAGUCUGAUAUCGAGCUCGAUGACCGUCCCGCCGUCGGUGAUGUUCCGUCUCAACCCAUACAGAAGCGCCGUCGAGUCACCCGAGCCUGCGACGAAUGUCGUCGAAAAAAGAUCAAGUGUGACGGCAAGCAGCCCUGUACACACUGCUCUGUCUACAGUUAUGACUGCACAUAUGACAAGCCUUCCAAUCGACGGCGCAACCCAGCGCCACAAUACAUCGAGGCUCUAGAAGGUCGUUUACACCGCGCCGAGACGUUGCUGCGCAAGUUUAUGCCCGAUAUUGACCUGGCCGACUCCAACAUGGACCCCAGUGUUCAAGCGGAAUUUCUACAUCGGGAACAAUCUCGAAUACAAGCCGCCGGCAAAAUGCAAAGCAGCACUCCCAUACCACAACCCUCGACUCCCGACCCGCAGCUGGUUUCCAUGGUUGACUCUCUCGGCCAGCUCGAUAUUGAUGAGCGCGGUGAUUGGGAUUUCCACGGCAACUCGUCCGGUGUCGUCUUUCUCAAAAAGAUGAAGGAGCACUUUCGCGGUCUGCUUGGCACCACGACUGCGAGCCCCUUUCUCCCGCGUCCCGACCAGCUUUCUGCCGUCCUCAAUCCCGAUUCUGCAUCACUACACGCCAAUUCUCCUCUUUCCACCAUGUCGACGUAUCCCGAGUUACCUCCGAAGGACGUGGCUCGAAGAUUAUGCUUCUACUCGCUCACCUGCGCCACCUGCCUCACCCGCAUCGUCCACGUUCCCACAUUCAACAGCCAGUUUGAGCGGAUAUACGAAAUUCCACUCGAAAAUCUCGGCCCCGAAGACACACAAUUUCUCGGCCUCUUGUUCGCCAUUCUCGCCCUUGGCUGCAUGUACCAUAGUUUCGACUCCUCAGCCGCCGAAGGUACUGGGUACAAGGCGGCCAUGGAAGAAGGGACCAAAUAUUUCAAAACAGCUCGAGCGCUCAUCAAAGACAUUGGUGAUUGUCGCACGCUAACCUCUAUACAAGCACUCCUCUUCAUGACACUCUUUCUCCAAUCUACCUCAAACCUCAGCUCCUGCUACGCAAUCCUUGGCAUCGCCAUGAGAUCAUGCCUCCGCAUGGGUCUGCACCGCCACCUACAACAUGCGCGACUGAAUCCAAUAGAAGAGCAACUACGCAAGCGAAUAUUUUACGUCGUCCGACAAAUGGACAUAUAUGUUUCGACAAUGUUGGGUCUUCCUCUUAUGCUCAGCGCCGACGAUAUCGAUCAACCUUUUCCGAUGGAAGUAGACGAUGACUACGUGACGAAUCAAGGCGUCAUGCGCCCACCGCCUGGAUCAUCCUCAUUCUUCGAAGCUUUCAAUGCGCACACGAGACUGAUGGAUGUUCUAGCCAAGAUCUCUAAGCUCAUCUAUCCGAUCAAGAUGCAGGGAAGCGUGAAGAUUGAAAUGGGAGGAGCAGGUAAUCCCGUCAGCUAUACGCGUAUCAAGGAAAUUGAAGGCGAACUGCAACGAUGGUUUGAACGCCUACCUGAAGCGUGGCGACCGAGCCCAGAAGGACCCAUCGAGGUCGUCAGAGUUCGGCAUCUACUUCGCUUUGCCUACGCUCAUGUGCAACUUCUUCUAUAUCGCCCCUUUCUACACUACAUGUCACCACGCCUCUGCCAAGGCAUCAAAGUCGACGACUUGUCUUAUGCUUGCGCCGCUGCAGCCAUUAGCGUCUCCCGCAACGUCAUCCACAUCGGCCAGGAAAUCCGAAAGCAGCGUGUUUUGAGUGGCCCUUAUUGGUUCAUGCUCUACACCGAAUACUUUGCCGUCUUAUCGCUCAUCUUCUUUGUAUUGGAGAACCCUGGAAAGCCAGCAAGCGCCGAAGUGCUUGCAGACGCUCGCGCUGGUCGACAGCUGAUUGCUGACCUGGCAGACAAGAGCAUGGUCGCAGACAUGCUGACGACGUCUCUGAAUGCUGUCUUUGAGCAGCUCCCCGAAGCUCUGGAACAAGCCCGUGGCCGGGCAAUUGCUUCAGCAAAGCGGUCCAUCAGCAAACCCAGCGGUAUGGUUGCUGGGCACCCCGGAGUGUCCCACGUCAUGUCGCCGCAACGAUCCGAGGACCUCAUGCGAACCCACAGCGGGCACAUGUCGACCAGCGCCUUCUCCAUGGACAGCAUGGCACCAUCUGAGCAAAGCUUUGUUGAGAAUGGCUUUGGUGGCGCAGCAAGUUCGAGCCGCUUAGCAUUUAUGCCGCAUUCCGUCGCCACUCAGAACGCACACAACCCAGUCAACAAGCUUGAUGCGCUCAUGUUCCCAUCGGACGACCCGUUUGCGUAUCCUAACCAACCCAUGAUGGAGCUAGGUUUCCAGCCUUCCAAGGACGGCACAUCAGUCACUAUGGCCCAGGAUCCCAAUUUCUUCUUCCCUGGAACGCUGGAAGAGAUGGGCAAUUCAUUCGUCAGCCAGCCACCCCCUUACAUGACGCCACAAAGCGGCCGUCAAAGUAUGGGAAGCAUGAACAUGGGCAACAUACGGACACGCCAACCCCAAGAGCAGCAGCAAGCCCAGCAGAUCGACCAAAUGUUCACCGAGCACGGCAUGCAGCCGGACUUCGGCAGCUUUUUCGGUUCCGGCAGAGGAGGCUUUCAAGGAAUGUAA